Molecule: messenger RNA, 3074 nt
Organism: Cyprinodon tularosa
Lineage: Eukaryota; Metazoa; Chordata; Actinopteri; Cyprinodontiformes; Cyprinodontidae
Gene: kcnf1b
Product: potassium voltage-gated channel, subfamily F, member 1b
Exons: 1
Coding region: 115-1434 (439 amino acids)
Biological process (GO): protein homooligomerization; potassium ion transmembrane transport
Cellular component (GO): voltage-gated potassium channel complex; membrane
Molecular function (GO): voltage-gated potassium channel activity
Source: RefSeq, a predicted model, not a curated record
GACACGAAACAGUCUGCAAGACAUCACUUUCAUAGGCGUCAUGAAUUUGGGCAUUAGUCACAGUCGCUCCGCCGUUCUAGCCUAUUUUCAGGUCCAAUAAACCUUCUGAAUAAAAUGUGGACAAUUCCGAAACCAAAAUAUAGAAACGCUUUGAGCGAAGAGGGGGAUAUCACUGUGAACAUCGGCGGAGUGAGAGUGGUGCUUUUCGGGGACGAUCUGAGGCGCUACCCGGAGAGCAGGCUGGCGGAGCUGUCCAGCUGCUCAGCUCAGAACUCAGAACUUAUCUCCACCCUCUGCGAUGACUUUGACCCGCUCAGAGGAGAGUUUUACUUUGAUCGGGAUCCUGACUCCUUCAAGUGCAUCAUCGAUGUUUAUUACUUCGAUGAAAUCCACAUAAAAACCGGGAUUUGUCCCAUAUGCUUUAUCAAGGAGAUGGAGUUCUGGAAGAUAGACCAGAGCGUUUUGGAUGAGUGCUGCAAAAGUUAUCUGAGUGAGAAGGAGGAAGAGCUGAACGAGAUUGCGAGCAAAGUGAAAGCUAUUUUAGAAGAUCUGGAUAUGGAUCAAUGCAUCACUCGCACCCAGAGGUACCAGAGGUCCCUGUGGAGACUGAUGGAAAAGCCGGAUUCCUCCCUGCCGGCGCGCUUCAUCGCUAUCACCUCCUUUCUCUCCAUCCUUGUGUCAGCGGUGGUGAUGUGUGUGAGCACCAUCCCGGAGCUGCAGGUGGCCAACGCGGAGGGGAAACUGGUUGAACACCCGACCAUGGAGGCGAUCGAGACCGUGUGCAUGCUGUGGUUCACGGUGGAGUUCGUGCUGCGCCUCGUUUCCUCUCCCAACAAAUGGCGCUUUGCGCUCUCCAUAAUGAACAUCAUAGACUUCAUGGUGAUUAUGCCUUUUUACGUUGUUCUGUCCCUCACUUUGCUCGGUACCACGUCCAUGAUGGAGCUGGUGAACGUUCAACAGGCUGUCCAGGCGUUGCGCAUCAUGCGCAUCGCGCGUAUUUUCAAGCUGGCGCGCCACUCCUCUGGGCUGCAGACCCUGACCUAUGCGCUGAAGAGGAGCCUGAAGGAGCUGGGGCUGCUCCUCAUGUACAUGGGUGUGGGGAUCUUUGUGUUCUCCGCUCUGGCCUACACUUUGGAGCAAAGCCACCCGGAAACGCUCUUUAGGAGCAUCCCUCAGUCUUUCUGGUGGGCCAUCAUCACCAUGACCACGGUGGGUUACGGAGACAUCUACCCCAAAACCCCUCUGGGGAAAUGCAACGCGGCGGUCAGCUUUCUGUGCGGGGUGAUCGCCAUCGCUCUGCCCAUCCACCCGAUCAUCAACAACUUUGUUGUCUUCUACAACAAGCAGAAAGUGCUGGAGACUGCCGCAAAGCACGAGGUGGAGCUGAUGGAGCUGAAGUCCGACGAGGAGGCGCGCAAAAAAAGUCAAGAAUGAAAAACAUCAAAACCAAAAAGAUCACUGAAAACCCUUUUUUCCAGCAUCAGAGUGAACAGAUUAUAACGCGGUUAUAAAGGGAAUAUCAGGCUGCUAUAGCGCUGUCACUGUUGUCUUUUCCUUGCAUGUUUUGUCUUCUAUGUGAUGUGCUGAUUUUGUAAAGGCAUUAAUAAAACAUAUAGGACUCUCGGUUAAGUUCAAAAUAAAAACACAAACCCCCUCUUCUGUUUCUGUAAAUAAAAAAAUAAAAAAAUGAAGAAUUAAAAUCUUUUAGUUAAUAUGAACCAAAACGCAUUAAACUGCUAAAAAUAGUCCUUUUCCUGCAAGGUUUCUAAGAUAAUUAUCAUUCAGAUUGGUCCUCUGUGAAUUCCCCAAAAAUGAGUUCAGAGACAAUCAGGCAAAGCUGAAUCAUUAAGCCCAUAUGGUUUAUUAACUAAUUAUAAAAUUAUGCCUAACAAUACAUUUAUCACAAGCAUAAAUGGAAGCAAUCAUCUUAUUUUCUUUCAAAAACAAAUAUGAGAAAGAUUGUUAAAAGAUUUUUAUAUUCUUUCACAUCCAACGCCAAAGUUUAUAACAAAUAUUAAACAGUAUAGCUGCUGUAGUCAAACUGACACUUAUUGGGGCUUCUUUCAAAGAUAAAACCGGUAUUGCAACAUUUUGAAAUGUUUCCCCUCUCCCUUUAAACUGUGAAUUUAAAUCCAAACCCAUAUAAAGGACAGCAAUAUGGGCAUGCUAAUCUGUAGAAGUAUAAAGUUUAUAUAAAUUAAAAAAGAAGAACAGAAAAAGGACUGUUAGUUUGGUGCAAAAAAGAAGGUCCUUGUUUCAAGGUCCUGUUUACUUGGUUAUUUUAAUGUACCCCGAGUAGGAGUGCAAUGUGUGGCCAAGUGUUUUAUUACCCUGUGGGGAAAUUUUUCCAUAAAGAAUUUACAUUUUGGCCACUUAUAGGUACUUGUGGGGACAAACAAGUGGUGCCCAUAACACCAGUUCUGUCGCUGGGGUGGGGGGUAGGUUUACCUAAGAUGGGAAUUAAGUUCAAGUUAAACUUAGUGUUAGGUAAUAGUUAGGGUUAGGUCAUAGAAAUAAAAUUAGAAGUCAAUGAGAAAGUCCCCACAAUGACAGUUUAGCGAGUGUGUGUGUGUGGAGGGACGUGUCCCUCUGGUAUGAAUAGGUUAGCAAAAUGUAAGGUAAAUACAUAAAAGCAGAAUAGAAGUGAAACAUCAACAGGGCGUCUUUCGCCAUAUAGUGUUUAAUUGUACAGAAAGGUAAACCACUGCUACAUUCACUGUAAAGAUUGGUUACUUUGCUGCAUUCAAACAGACAGUGAUUAACGAUUCUUCAUUUAUGACCUAAUAUUCCUACUCAUUCAUUAUCUCUACUCUGUUCAAUAUUUAAUUUGCCGGAGUUUUCUGCACAUUUUUAGGGAAUUGACACGCUUAACCUGAUAUGGGGAAAAAACCUCAAAAGAAUAAUUAAGUUUGAUUAAUUUAGUUUGAUUGUACAGCCAAGUUAAGAUAAAAGAGUUAGCAUUAGCAAUAGUCCAGAGGACAUACAGCAUAUAAAGAGGGUUAGGCGGCUGCAUAAACCUGUCUGGGGAGACUUGUUGCUGAAGCCUUAAGAAAAUGGACUCAAAUAAUCUAAAA